AGUGCGGGUAGCGCGCGAGUAGGAAGUGGUGAUUCCUCGACUGGAGAUGGCCGCGCUUGCUCAGCUGCCCCCACUCCCCCCCCAGUUUAAGAGCAUACAGCAUCAUCUGAGGACGGCUCAGGAGCAUGACAAGAGGGACCCUGUGGUGGCUUAUUACUGUCGUUUAUAUGCAAUGCAAACUGGAAUGAAGAUUGAUAGUAAAACUCCAGAAUGUCGUAAAUUUUUAUCAAAGCUAAUGGAUCAGUUAGAAGCUCUUAAGAAACAGUUGGGUGAUAAUGAAGCUAUUACUCAAGAAAUAGUUGGUUCUGCCCACUUGGAAAAUUAUGCUUUGAAAAUGUUUUUGUACGCAGAUAAUGAAGAUCGUGCUGGACGAUUUCACAAAAACAUGAUCAAGUCUUUUUAUACUGCAAGUCUUUUAAUAGAUGUCAUAACAGUGUUUGGAGAACUCACUGAUGAAAAUGUGAAACACAGAAAGUAUGCAAGGUGGAAGGCAACAUAUAUUCAUAACUGUUUAAAGAAUGGAGAGACCCCUCAAGCAGGGCCUGUUGGAAUUGAAGAAGAUAAUGAUGUCGAAGACACGGAAGACGCUGGAGCAGCGCCCCUGCCCACGCCGCCGCCCCCGGCGUCGUCCUCCGCCUCCGACCCCGGCAGCUUCUCGGGGGUCCAGAUCCCGCCCGGGGCGCACGCGCCCGCCAACACGCCCGCCGAAGUGCCGCCCAGCGCAGGUGUAACAAGUAAUACUAUCCAGCCUACUCCACAGACGAUUCCGGCUAUUGAUUCCACACUUUUCAAUACAGUGUCCCAGGCGGAUGUCCGUCUAACACCGGAGGACUUUGCCAGGGCUCAGAAAUACUGCAAGUACGCGGGCAGCGCCCUGCAGUACGAAGACGUCAGCACAGCCGUGCAGAAUCUGCAGAAGGCCCUCAAGUUGCUAACUACAGGCAGAGAAUGAAGCCUUUGUGCCGCACGUCGGUGCAUUUUUGGCUUAAAGAACUAACAGUCCAUUACUCUCUCUUCAGCCUAUCAGGAGCACAGCUUUAAGGAAGACUCCAGUUGCAAUGACUGUAACAAUGAAAUCUGUGUCCGUGUAUCAGAUUCCCGCGGAAGCAUUCAGCAGCAGCCUCAGCCAGUCCUCACUGUCCAUUUAGUGGACCCAGUAAUCUCCGGGUAUAUCGGGCUGAUGUUAGCAAGAUCCUGAAAACGCCCAUUGAACCCUGCUUCAGAGAAUGAAGUCACAUUUCUGUAAAAUGUAUGGGGAUUCACAUUGUAUCUUGAUAUACGUAACUUAGAGAUUUUUAACAAUGUUAUGAUUUGGACACACGGGCUAUAUUACUUUGCAAUAAAAUACUAAAUUUAACUUUCAAUAGAAAUUCCCAGAAUAUUCUAGAUUAGAGAUCAUGUGUCCUCCUCCCCCCUCUGCCCCCAGAUUUAUAAAACAGAUAUGGACAUCCUAAACUGUUAGGUGAAUUUGAAAGGGAUUGUGUUCAAAAUUAAAUUUAUGUUCACAUUUAAAAGAACUACAUUAACAGUAAAAGUUGUUAUGGAAGAAAACAAGGUAAAGAGAUAGAAUCACUUUUGGACGUAAGAAUAAUGUUGGUUUCCCAGCAGCUUUCCCUUCUCCAUUGAAGCUUCAAGUGGAUCGGUAUUUAUUCAUAGGCAGCUUGACUGCAUGUGUUAGGGAAUGAGAAGGAGACAUUUGUAGUAAUGCCUGGAAACUUGGUGCUUUAAGUUAAGGUUCUCCUCUGCUGCUAUGGAAUGGAUUCCAUAAAGCGUAGAGCUCUGAGUGCUGCAGAAGACUAAAUAUUGGGGAAUUAUGGACUUCCUGUGUGUUGCCUACAUUUGUGCUGUGUAAAAAAUAAAUACAAGGAUUCUUUUAACUUGUUCAGCUUAUUACAGAGCCAAAUGUCUGUUUUAGUUUGCAUGCUAGAGUUGUCAUUUUAAGUCCGUAUUUUUAGUAACAGGGAUAUGGAUGUUUCUAUAGUAAAGGCGAACAAUUUUUAAAAAGAGGGAGGUAAAUUUGCCAAAUUCACCUGAAAUUUAUCUCGUCCAUUUUAUUCAUCCCACUGAGAUUGGAGUCAUUUAAUGUAGGGGUCCACAAACUAUGUAUGGUCAAUGGGCAGACCACCUGAUGUGUAAAUAAAGUUUUAUUGAACUAAAACGUUACCGAUA
This is a messenger RNA of Suricata suricatta (meerkat), 2169 nucleotides long. RefSeq names its product vesicle trafficking 1 (gene VTA1). Gene Ontology annotation, cellular component: multivesicular body. The coding region runs from base 47 to 952 and encodes 301 amino acids. Gene Ontology annotation, biological process: late endosome to vacuole transport via multivesicular body sorting pathway. Lineage: Eukaryota; Metazoa; Chordata; Mammalia; Carnivora; Herpestidae. The transcript has 8 exons. The record is from RefSeq and is a predicted model, not a curated record.